AUGGGCCUGAACAUCGCACUAUAUCUCCUGGUCACGCUGGGCGUGGCUUCAGCCCAUACCAUCAUGCAGGCAGUUGGCGUCAACGGCAAGGCAUCCGGCCAGGGAGUAGGCAUCUACAUGCCGUCUGACGAUAGCUACCAAUCGGACGUCAAGUCAGACUCCAUGGCCUGUAAUGGAUCCCCGGUUACAGGAUUCACGUCUUCCUCCCAGAUCAUCUCUGUAAAUGCCGGCGAUACUGUUACCGGGUCUUGGCUCCAUACUCUUACCUCCACAGGUGCGGAUUCCGAGGCGGACAACAAAGUCAUAGCCUCAUCACACAAGGGACCGGUCAUGGCGUACAUGAAGAAGGUAGCUGACGCGACGCAAAACCCGUCCGCUGGUCCGGGUGAUGGCUGGUUCAAGAUCUCGGAGGCCGGUCUAAUCUCGAGCACGGAGUGGGGAGUGGAUGCUUUGAUCAACGCUGGCGGUGUUCAAACCGUGGUCAUUCCUUCAUGUAUCGAGGACGGCGACUACCUCUUGCGCUUUGAGCUUAUUGCUCUGCACAGCGCUUCGAGUGAGGGUGCCGCCCAGUUCUACAUGGAGUGCGCCCAGAUCUCAGUGUCUGGUGGAUCUGGCGCUUCCACUCCUGCAACUUAUGCGAUUCCCGGCAUCUACUCGGCUACCGAUCCUGGCAUUCAUGUGAACAUUUACAACAACCAGGGUCAACCGUACCCGUCCGGCUAUACUACACCCGGCCCCGAUGUCUUCACCUGUGGUGCUUCUUCCGCUAGCAGUAAUGCGACCACUAGCAAUACCGUUAUCGACGCAAGCGCCCUCGUUGGCAGCGCCACCAGCUAUAGCGUUUCCGACGUCAGCACUCUCGUUGCCAGCAGUACUAGCCCGGUUACGGUCACGUCCAUCGUCCCCGAUGGUACCGCGACUUCCAGAAUCAGCGGCCCAACGAUUUAUCCUGUGGCGUAUAACGCUACUAGCAGCUUUAGACCUAUGGGCAGUGCUGCAAGUCAGCCUGUCGCGUCGACCCUCAUGACCAUGCGGAAGCCUUAUCCUUCUAACCACCACGACCAUGAACAUUCAUGCGCGUAA
Molecule: messenger RNA, 1083 nt
Organism: Recurvomyces mirabilis
Lineage: Eukaryota; Fungi; Ascomycota; Dothideomycetes; Mycosphaerellales; Teratosphaeriaceae
Exons: 4
Coding region: 1-1083 (360 amino acids)
Source: RefSeq, a predicted model, not a curated record